AUGACCAUCAACGCCUUACUGAAAUUCCUGCUGCUGUGUGUUGUCUUCACGGCGACCUACAGCGUCGUCGAGGGCGAUGUCGAGGAUGUUCCCUUGGAAUACAAAGGUGACCAAGAUACGUUCUCUCUGUCAGCGGUUUUCAAACGUGCAGCUAAGACACCAAAACCAGUCUACUGCCUACCAUGGCGAGCACCAUGUACCCUAGACGAUGCCCUGAUCAGGAAAUACCCCUUCCUCAAUUGCUGCAACUCUGGAGCCUGCAAAUGUAACCUGUUUGGAAACAACUGCAGAUGUGAGGCCACCCUCAGGAGCAUCAUGAGCUGA
Candidula unifasciata is the source of this 324-nucleotide messenger RNA. Lineage: Eukaryota; Metazoa; Mollusca; Gastropoda; Stylommatophora; Geomitridae. The record is from the annotation of a GenBank genome assembly.